AACCCGAACCCCUAAAUCCCCAAUCCCCAAUUCACCACCUUCUUCUCCCCUUCAAUCUUCAACCCGCAAUUGGCAACAUUUCUGUUCGAAGCCGGAGUCACUCUCUCUCACACACAUUUGAUUUGGAGGACGAAACAUACUCGAACUCCUAAUUCCUCCGUUGGAGCUACAGAUACAUAUCUUGCUGCUGCAAGGCCACUGGUGAUACCCACUUAAUUGUUAUCCCAAUCCAUAAACCAUGAAACUAGCUACUUUGUAUCGUCUUGCUUGUGGCCACCCAGUCGUGUGUCGAAAAACCAACCUUUUGCAGUACCGCUGCUUUCAACCUGACUUUGUUCCAAGAGAUCCCAAAUCCAAGCCUAAGAAAUACAAAUACCCGGAUGUCUAUGAGCCAUAUGGACCUAGACCACCACCUUCAGACAAAAUUGUUCAGCUUGCUGAAAAAAUUGCGGCCCUGCCUCUUGAAGAGCGAGUGAAAAUAGGUCCAAAUCUGCAUCUCAAGGUAAGCCAUCCCAAGCUGGUACCACUUGAUGUUGAAGGAGUGGAUGUGGGCAGCCAGGCCGGGGCACAUGCUGGAUCGUCCAAGGCUGAGGCAAAGAAGGCGGAGAAAACCACAUUUGAUAUCAAAUUAGAGAAAUUCGACGCAGGUGCUAAACUAAAAGUGAUUAAAGAGAUCCGUUCCUUUACAGAUCUGGGACUGAAGGAAGCUAAAGAUUUGGUGGAAAAAACACCCGUUAUAUUGAAGCAGCAGGUAACAAAGGAUGAGGCGAGUAGCAUUAUAGCGAAAAUCAAAGCGGUUGGUGGAGUUGCUGUGAUGGAGUAGAUUAGUGCUCUAUAUACUAUGUAUUCGAGUUCAACUUCUGGUAACAUAUUGCCACAACUUACGGAUCAACAUGAUGAAACCCUCGCCUACCUGAAUGCCAACGCCGCUUCAUUGUUCGAUCUCUUCCCAGCAUUGAAACAAGGAAGAUGCAAGAGAAAGGGGUCCACAAUGCUACUCCAUUUAGCGCUAAACAUACUUAUCAAUAAGUAACUAUUUUUAUUUAUUUAUGCAAUAAACCUAUAACAUGAGUAGUAAGAUAUCAGAUCAGUAUGUGGAUAACUAAAAUAUCAAAAAAUACACGUCACGCUGUUUGAAAA
Messenger RNA from Salvia splendens (bonfire salvia), 1140 nucleotides. RefSeq names its product 50S ribosomal protein L7/L12-like. The transcript is spliced from 3 exons. Gene Ontology annotation, cellular component: ribosome. Gene Ontology annotation, molecular function: mRNA binding; structural constituent of ribosome. Gene Ontology annotation, biological process: translation. The record is from RefSeq and is a predicted model, not a curated record. NCBI's taxonomy places the organism in Eukaryota, Viridiplantae, Streptophyta, Magnoliopsida, Lamiales, Lamiaceae. The coding region runs from base 239 to 823 and encodes 194 amino acids.